AUCUCCGAGCGGCUUACAUCCUUUAGGUGCUCUACUACCUCCUGGUGCGCUGCCGCCUGCUCUAUCAUCUUGUCUUCAGCUCCUCCCCGGCCCCUCCUCCUCCUCCUCGUCUUCUCCUCCCUCUCCCCCUCCUCCUCCUCCUUCCAACUCCUCACGUAUAGCAAGGGCACGUCGCAACUCCCCUUCCCUCCGUAAAGCAGCCAACCACGGGCACAAAAGCUCUUUCUUCUUCUCCUUCUUCCAACAGAUAGCAAUUAUGGCUCUUCACUCCCCUCCCUCGGCAAAGCAGCCUUCCACAGGCGAGCACCACCGAGCGGAAGAGCUCCAAAAGGGGGGCGCCGUGGCGUUCAUGGUGCUCACCUUCAACUCCGGCCUCGCGGCAUACCUCUUGUGGGGCGACGUGGCGUGCGUGGCGUCCGUCGGGGUGACCUAUGUGCUCCUCGUCCCCGUGUUCGUCAGGCGCUUCGGUUGGUGGGAUGCGGGAACCCACCGCGGAGGAAGCAGCUUGAUCAGCUGGCUCUACGUGUUCAUCAUCUUGCUCUCCCUGUCGCUCGGGGUCUUUCUAGCGUCCAGGCUCGCGCGAACAGCAGCACCCUCCACAUCGACGGCGCUGCUCGUGGCGGCCGCUGCCACGGCGGCGCUCGGAGGCCUCUGCUCGUAUUUGCUCCACCGGCGUAGCGGGUCUAAGCAGGAGCACCAGAAAAUGAUCCUGCCUCUUAUGCAAGAGUCAAGCAGUUGAUUGGAUAAUAUGAAUAUCUCGAGUGAAGUGUAUGCAUGAUUGUACUUUUUCUGAGGAGAUGGGCUGAACUCUCACUGUAAUACUCCCGAUAUAUACAUAAGCCAAAAAUCUAAAGGGGGCCGAUCCCUGAUGCUACUAGCUAUAACAGUAGUGUGCUGUUAAAUGGUUUGUACCGUAAAAUGAUUUUUUAAAUAUCUCCUCCUUCAUAUGUACGCAUUUUAA
Molecule: messenger RNA, 961 nt
Organism: Panicum virgatum (switchgrass)
Lineage: Eukaryota; Viridiplantae; Streptophyta; Magnoliopsida; Poales; Poaceae
Exons: 2
Coding region: 257-739 (160 amino acids)
Source: RefSeq, a predicted model, not a curated record